Messenger RNA from Durusdinium trenchii, 2865 nucleotides. Lineage: Eukaryota; Dinophyceae; Suessiales; Symbiodiniaceae. The record is from the annotation of a GenBank genome assembly.
AUGUCGAAACCCUCUCCCUGGACCGACCACGCCCGAAAAUGGUUUCGGUGCACCGUCCUAGAGUUGGAAAGGAAGGCGACCUUCGGGCCGCAGAUCGACGGAGAGGGAAUCUGGAUCAAAGGUCAGCAGCAAUCAGACACAGCAGAGCGUGAAACAGAGCGUGUUCCAGAGUUCUCUAAGGCCGAAAUGUUUCGUGGUUCCACAAGCCGAAUGGCUUCAGGUUCCUUUGAAGCUUUCCUCGAGGACAUUUUGCUAAAAGAGUUGAAGGAGACCCCCGAUGCACAGCUGCGCAUUUGUGCACCAGAGCUCUUGUACCAUCGUUACUUGAACCACCGGCUCUUGGACAUCAUGCAGGAUCAGGUGGAUCUCAUCCGCUCCGGCAUGGUCCGACGCAUCGCCGCUCGGCUCCGCGUCCGACCCGUUCGGGCACUCCGCCUCCGCCGGGCCGUCGCUCCGGCCACCGAGGAGUGGCGCUUGGAGAAGGCGUCGUGUUUCCCAGAGAACGAAUGCCUUUGCAGCACCACCUUUGAAGCUGCAGGGGUCUUUUAUCCCUCGGGCUACUUGGGCGCCAAAGAAGGCCCGACCGAUUCGAAUCGCCGGGGCGAAGCAGGUCGAAGGGCGAAGGUGGAUCAACAGGUCAUGCAGACCACUCAGUCAAGUAGCUUCGCCAUCGCCUCAGAACGAGGCCCAGCCGGCAGCAUGAUCAAGUGCUGGCUUUCGGUGGGAAAGCACAAGCGCGAGGCGAAGUGUGGCUUUGAGAAACCGGGCUACUUCGGACGCACGAACUUCUGCCGCUUCGAGAACAGCAUCGACCCCGAUGACACCACGCUGCUGGUCUUGGAGAUCGACGAGGCGUGCCGGGUGAGGGCGGAGACGGAGGAGACAGGAGGAGGGAAGGCUCAACAAGGAUCAACAAGCCUGGUGAAGGUGGUGAGGUGGCGAGGCGCAGUGGAAGAUCGAGGAGCCGAUGAGUUGAACCGGGACAAAGGGACGCCGGGGCCGCAGCAGGGACCUCUCGGAAUUUCCAGCACCUAUGCCAGCGCCAGGCCCGAGCUGAGGUUCGUCAAGCUGGACUCCACCAGAAUGGACGCCAUCCGAUCUUCCGAACGCCGCCAGAACAGCCGCAUCCUGGAAGAAGACUCCAUGCGAUCCAUGCCACCCAGCCCGGUUUUCGUUCGUUGCGAUCGCCGCGCUGAUCGCCGCCGCAGCGGCCGCACCGGCCGCGCCCUCCAUCGCCAACGUCGCCGCACCUCGGCGGCAGAGCGCCGUCGAGCGACGGUGGAGCGGCGUGGCGAACAUGUGGAGGCGGAGGUGGCGGAUCCCCACUUGAAGUCGGUGGCGGGCGCUUUGACGGACCUGCUGAAAACCAACGGCACGGGCACCGCCGCCAACAACUCCGCCAUCAUCGGCACCAUCAAGGACUUGUUGGAGAAGAACAUGAAAGGCCAUGUGAAGGAGUCCUUUGAGAAGAGCGUUCAGGCGAUCGAGGAAUCCAAGCAUGAGUUUGCCCAGUGCCGCUUGGCUUACGAGAAAGCCGAUCCUGUGCGCUUCCCCAAGGCCUCCCUCCUGCAGGCGAACAGCACCCCAUGGUAUGAGGCCUACUUUCAGGCCUACAGCCAAUGCAAGGCAUGGGAGGGACAAGUGGCAGCCGACCUCACCGCUUGUGACUACUACUGCACUUCCCAGGUGAAGAUCAUGGGUGAGAACUGCACCAACCUGGGCCUCCAGUGCGGCCCCUUGGACUGCGCCCCCGUGAGCGGCGAGGGCUACAAGGCCUUCUUGGACCGGAUGAUCUCUGACAUCAAGGUCCGAGCCACUGCGCGCGCGCGCAUGCAAGCAAGCUUGCGCCGUGAGCUGACCACGGAGCGCGGGGGUGACGUGGGAGGUGUAUCCGGACAGAUUGGGAUUUCAUUGGGCUUCUCAAACUAUGAGGGCAUGACCGGGGUCAAAGAUGCCCGCCAUCGCUUCAUGGGGCAGAUCGAGGCCCUUCAACUGGCGCGCAGUGGCCCUGGACGCUACAACCUCACUCACCGAUGUCAAGACAUCCUGGGCACCGCCGAGCGAUGCUUCAAGAACUGCGACGGACACAUCGAGGAGAUCAUCCCCAAGAGCGAGUCGGACAUCCCUGGGUGCUGUGCUCCGCGCACACAGGCGGAGGAUGCCAAGUGCAAGGAGCUGGCAAAUCAGCGGAAGGCAUGGGAGGACUACGACGUGUGCUACGACAGCAAGUUUCCGCAGUGGGAAACCACCAAGGCUGAACAGCUGGCGCAGAUGCCAUCGUUGCAGGCUCAGAUGCGCUCCAUCUUGCGGAUGAUUUGCUACAUCGAGUCCUUUGGGGAGAAUCAGGCCGCCAAGUUGAAUCAAUGUAUGGAGAAGGACUACACCAAGCACCCUGAGGUCGUGGCGCUCACCCUGGAGCCUGGCCUCCCCGAUGAAGAGAAGGUUGAUGCCUUCUCGUGCAAUGCCAGCGAGACCCCCGGCACCGAAGCAUUUGAUGAGUUGCACUAUCACGAUCUGCCUGUGGGUGGCUCGCCUGCCUCUCACGCUCGCUGCCCUCUGCGUUCAGGUGGCUUCGUGAACGUGAAGGCCAUGAAUGUCAGCACCACCUCCCUGGCGCCCUUGGUGGAGAAGACGACGGUGAAGAGCCACUGCUUUAAGAAGGGUGAGAGCCAAACCGCCGUCUUCUGGGACUUGGGCUCUGCUCAGGACGUGGGCACCGUCUCGGCGAUCCCCUCCGCCGGCGUCGCACGCAUCAAGGCCGUUGCCUUUUUUCCUUUUGGGCCACCGUUUUGGGAGGUGCGGGGGGGUGCAACGAGUUCCCCAAAGUUGCAGCUGUCUUGUUCACUCCGAAGGGAGAGCAUGUAG